This is a messenger RNA of Aplosporella prunicola CBS 121167, 246 nucleotides long. RefSeq lists its product as uncharacterized. The record is from RefSeq and is a predicted model, not a curated record. Gene Ontology annotation, biological process: protein N-linked glycosylation. Bases 1 to 246 code for a protein of 81 amino acids. The transcript is spliced from 4 exons. Lineage: Eukaryota; Fungi; Ascomycota; Dothideomycetes; Botryosphaeriales; Aplosporellaceae.
AUGUCUUCACCUUCGCCCCUGCUCGACGUCUGGGAGGCUGCUUCCGGCAAUCCCUACUACCCGACCGUCGCCAAAAACGCCCAAUUCACUGUCGGCUUUUCGUUGCUGUUCAUUGCCUUUAUCUUGUCUGGCAUCUUCGGCCUCAACCGUUCGCUGAUCACGCUGCCCACUCUCGGUGUUCCCGCGUCGCUGGCCUUUGGAUUCGGAGCAGUCUACAUGAUUUGCGCGGUCGGAGUUUACGUCUAA